This is a messenger RNA of Rotaria sordida, 957 nucleotides long. Lineage: Eukaryota; Metazoa; Rotifera; Eurotatoria; Philodinida; Philodinidae. The record is from the annotation of a GenBank genome assembly.
AUGUCAACGAUGCCAAUGUCAGCAAAUGAUCUUUAUCAACGGUAUUCAUCAUCAUGGCCAUUUUCAUCGUUAAAUAUGACAUCAAAUCGUCAUUUAUAUCAUCAUAAUGAAAAAUAUCGUUCAUCAACAAAUAAUCGCAUAACACGUUUUUAUAUUGAUGAUAUACUUGCUGAUUCAAAAACAUCAUCAACAAAUGAUAUAUGUUCACGUUCAACAAAAAAUCAUAAAGAACGUUGCCGAUCAGUUUCGAACAGUGAUGAUGGUGAUUUAUUAAACAAUAUGCAAAAGAAAAAAAAGAAAAAAGCACGAACUACGUUUACGGGUAAACAAAUAUUUGAACUUGAGAAAAAGUUUGAAGAUAAAAAGUAUUUAUCAUCAACUGAACGUGCUGAAAUGGCUACAUUACUUACUGUUACUGAAACACAAGUUAAAAUUUGGUUUCAAAAUCGUCGAACAAAAUGGAAAAAAACAGAAAAUAUUUCGAAUGCUGAAGCUGCUGAACAUAAAUUAAGUACAAGAAAAAUGUCAUCAACUUCAUCAUCAUCAUUAGACCAUAAUCGAAAUCAAGCUGUUCAAUUACCAGUCGAUCGUAGUACAAGUAGCAAGAGCAGUAGUUGUAGUUCAGCUAGUUCUCAUCGAUCGAAUAAACGAGUUUAUAGUGCACCGCCACCACCACCACCACUCCCUUCUCCACUUCCAUUACUUUAUUUUAAUCCAUUUUCACAUUUACUUCAAUCAUCAUGUUCAUCAAAUCAUGACAAAUUAGCUUCACCAUCAUUUGAUGAACAUUGUUAUUCAAAUUCAACAUCAUCUCAAUCACCUUUAGCAAUACCUGAAACUAAUCAUUGUUCACCUUCCAAUAGUUCUACACCAUUAAAUGACAAUAUUGAAGAUCAAACAGCUGAUGAAAAUACAAAACCACAAUGUUUAAUUAAACAAAGAUCUUGUUCGAGAUAA